AUGGUGCUGCCGCGUGUAAUCGAGGAGAAAUCGCACAUUGAAAAGUUAUUUCGCCAACGCGCUCAAAAUGAUACCAAUUCAACGACUUUAGCCAAUACCUUGGAAAAAGAUAUACAGACUGUAUUUAAUAGUCCGGAAAAAUUUGUAAUGGAAUUAUUGCAAAAUGCAGACGAUGCCAGUUGUGGUGAUACAUCGGUGGAUGUACGUUUUCGAUUUUAUAACGGUUAUUUAGCAUUUUCCCAUAAUGGUAAACAUUUUGAUGAAGAAGAUGUCGAAGCAAUUUGUGAUAAUGCCCAACAAAACUUGCAUUCAAAAAGGCUUAAUAUCAAUAAGACCGGAUAUAAAGGGAUUGGCUUUAAAUCGGUAUUUAUUAUUGCCGAUUGUACUUAUAUUAUUUCUAGGAAUUAUUGCUUUCGAUUUGAUCGUGAUUAUACUAAUUGGAAAGAAAGUGAUAGUGAUGAAAAUCGAGCUGGCCGUUAUCCUUGGCAAAUUAUUCCAAUUUGGACAGAACCAUGUGAUGUACCCAAGAUAUUGCAAUUGAAUCCAGCUGAUGUCAAUUUUUUAUUUCGAUUACGCAGUAAUAAUGAUGUUAUUGUAUCUGCGCUAAAUAUUUUGAGUAAUACACCACGAACUAUGCUAUUUUUACGCCAUAUCCAAAAUAUCGUCAUUGAUAAUCAUGGUAGUAUUACAUGUAUUAACCGACGCAAUGAGCUUACCUCGCAGCAACGUUAUGACUUAUACCUAAAUAAUGUAUUGAAGAGCUCUUGGCAUGUUAUGGCCUAUAGUGUCAAUAUUCCAAAGACAGUCUUAGCUCAGUUACAGGCAAUGGGACCGCAAGAAUGCCCCGAAAAGCUUAAAAAAGCUAAAAAUAUAGAGAUUAAAUUUGCAAUUAAUAUCGAUCCUGUAGAAAAUACCAAGUUAAACGCUCUCGAUAAGAAUGCCAACUUAUUCUGCUACCUACCGACAUUGGUCAAUUGUGGUUUACCCUUUCUAGUGAAUACAGAUUUUUUGUUAACAGCCGAUCGAAUGCAAUUAUUAUCCAAUGCAUGGAAUAAUUUCUUAUUCGAAAGUAUUGGUAAGCUACAUAUUACUUCAUUAGCUGAAAUGGUUCAGUUUCCUGGUUUUCGGGAUGAUAUAUUAGCGUUAUUCACUCGACGAUUGCAAUCAUACACUCAACAACAAUUUAUCAAUGCUUACGAUAAAGGACUUUUAAGCGAAAUGCGAAAUGUCGCAUUUGUACCAUCCAAUACUGAUGAUUCAAGAUUGCUAAAAUACAACGAUGCUAUUGCUGAUAGUACGGGAUUUUUCAAGAUUUUUCCUGGUAUCGAUCCACCAGUUGAACAUCGGUUAAUAAAUUAUAACUUGAGUAACGUUAACAAAUUGCAACAUCAAUUUACUCUCUACGAGUUAUCAACCAUAAUUGAAAAGUAUGCCGCGAAAAGUACCAGUCUACAAUUUCAUCGCAAGCUGUUAACUUUCCUAAUGCAACAAUUUGUUGGACCAGAUAACCUUGCACGUGCUAGCCUUGGAAAUAUACAACAUUGUCUAAGUGGAAAGCGAAUUUUAUUAGCUGCCAAUUUUAAGUUAAUUUCUAGCGAUAUUGCAUACUUUCCUACUAAGAAUCAUCUUCAAAUUUACCCUAAAUUUCUCAAUAUUGAAGCUAUCCAUCCAAAGUUAUUGCAUGUGCGUGGAUUAAGGACAUGGUUAAGGAUGGUUGGUGUUAAAGAGUUGAACGAUGUUAACUUAAUUUUGGAAAUAGAAAAUAUCGUCAGAAAUAAUAUGGAAAAAUUUAAAAUAGAAUUAUCUAUGGAGAUAGUAACAUUAUUGUGUAACAUUGAUACUUCAUUAAUUUCCGGCGAUUCAAUAUUAAAUUGCUUACCGUUAUUAACCAAGGAUGGUAGUAUGAUCUCUGCAAAGUAUUGCUUUUUGCCGUCUCUACUCUACCCUGAUGUAGAUAUCGAGGAGAUAAUACAGACCGAUGUCGGGUUUGUUUCUGAAAGGUAUUGCUUAUUAAAUACAACUGAAAAAUUAAGAAAAACAUUGCUAGAUUUAGGAGUGCAACAAAAUCUUCAAUUAUGCUUACAAUCACCUGUAAACUUGGUGGAUAAAAAUAGGAUUGACUGUUUCAAGGAUUAUUAUGAACAUCUUGUUCAAAAUGAUCAAGCUGAUGUCUUGAUUGUUAGUCAAGUAAAUUUAGCUUAUAUGCCAUUAAUGCGUUGCUUAUCCCAUGAAGAUUACGCUGAACAUUUUUUUCGCCAGUUAAUGGAGCAGGAGGAUGCUGUCAUUGAAAAUUUAAAGGAUUUUAAAGUUAAAGUCCGAUCCAGUAGACAACGCAAUGAUUGCCCUAUACCAUCCUAUCUAGCUUUCAUGUUAUCCUUUACCCAGUGUAUCCAAGCCAAUGAUGGUAAAUUGUAUAAAAUGUCGGAGUUGUCCACACUAACAUUACGAAAACGAUUAGGUAAACACUUAGCUGGAUUAUUACCACAAAUGAAAUGUGACCUUGGGCAAUCAGUGAUUAAAUUGUCUGAUGACCUUAUGCUUUUACUUGGUGCUCGCGAUAUUUUAGCUAUUGAAAAUGCCGUAAAAUUACUACAAGUUGCAGCUAUGGAUAGCUCACCGAAGCAACAAAAGUACUUUAAGAGAAUUUAUUUGGCAAUGAUUAAGUCAUCAUAUACUGCUGAUGAGCAGAAAUAUCUUCGACAUCAAAAUAUAUUACUCUUAGCUUCGGAUAAUUCAUUGCAAGAUUUUAAAUCUUUAUACUUUAUUUGUGGCGACGAUUUUGACAUUAGCCAUAAUAAGAAAUUAAUAAAAUCAAUGCCAGGUCUAACGAGUGAUGCUAUGCUCGUAAUUUGUCGGUAUUUUAAAAUUCGUGAAAUAAAACUCGAUGACUUGCAAAUUAAAUAUAGAAAGGCAAAAGUCAACACAAAUUUAAAAAGGGAUAUUGUUAAUCUUUUUAAAUUAACUGCCAGUAUUGAAGAAGAUGUCGAAUCUGAUAAGGUAGCUAUGAACUCAAAAUGGAUUGACAAAUUGACUAAAAUUGAUUUUGUAGCGGUUGAAGAAUUGGUAUUGGUUUACUCAUCGACAUCUAAAAUUUGCUUUGAGGCAAGAGCAUUUCUUCAUAAUGGAAGACUCUCAUACGAACGCAGUUGUCCUCGUUAUAUGCGACGCAUUUUAGAUAUUUUGGUCAAUCAUUUCGAUUUAUCAGUAGAAGCUACAAGUUUAUUGUUUGAACUGGCAUCUAUGACUACUCAAGCUGAUCGUUUAGAUUGGUUGGAAGAUAAUGGUUAUGACAUUCGUAAGCUAAAUUAUAUUGAAAAAGAUGAAUGUCGUAGCUCAAGUAGAAGGAAAAAGUCGAACUCCUUGCAAUCCAAAGAAGGUUUUGAUGGUAAUAGUAAUUCUCCUAGCAUUCAGGGACUAAAUAGGACUCCAGCAAUGGAUACAGGUUGUGCAGUAGCUGCCAUGAUUACAAAACGAAGAAAUCGUAUGCAGUCGGAUGUAUCAAAUGGAAUGAUCCGUCCCAAAGAAUUUGUCAUAAAAUUAAGAAAUGACCAGGCUUUGUUUGCUAAUUCUGCUAAUGGUAAUACUGAUGCUUUGACAAAUAUGAAUGAUAGUGAAUCACAAAUAUUCUCUUCUGACCAUGAUAUUGGUAGUCCUAAUGGUUUAUCAUCAGUACAAGGAACUGUAGCUUCUAAAGCUUCUGACCUAAGCCUCGAUCGAGGAAACAAUAAAAUGAGUUUAAGUAAGAAAUAUUUUUCUUCAGUUCUUGAAUUAAUGAAUAGAAAGGCAAAACUUCCACGUAAACGUAAGCAUGAUGAAUUGGAUUUAUCUACGGAAGGCCAUUCUUUAGGUAAUCAUUGCUUUGUAAAUGAAGAAGGUUAUGAAAUUAGGAAUGAAUCAGUUACUGAAGAUCAUGAAAGUGCUCAAUGGGGAGUAGAAUUCUUAUUCUAUUACUUACAAGUGCAUUAUCGGGGAAAGUAUCCUACAUGCAGUUAUGAAGAGACUGACGAAGGGUUUUUAUUGAAAGGUGUUGAUGAAUACAACAAAAUGUUAUCGCUAAAAGUAAAUUGCCAUGGUUUAAAAUCGAAUAGUAAGGAUCGUCCGGUUGACAUUGAAAUUAUAAAAAAUAACAGCAAACGAUUUAUCAAAGUGAAAUCUACUACCAAGGAUGGAGAUAUGAUUAUCAAAAUCAGUAGAAAUGAGUGGAAGUUUAUGCGUGCAUCGGGAAGUCGCUAUCAGUUAUUUUGUGUCUAUGGUAUACGCCAGCUAGAUAAAAAAAAUGGAGAUGCUUUACGAAAGGGGUGUGCUGAAUACAAGUAUAGAAUAUGUCGUGUAACACAUUAUAGUAAAAGUAUUUGUAAGCAUUUACGGAAACAACGCAAUGAUACCCGCUUUUGUGUUGGAUGA
Trichoplax adhaerens is the source of this 4404-nucleotide messenger RNA. RefSeq lists its product as uncharacterized. The transcript has 2 exons. The coding region runs from base 1 to 4404 and encodes 1467 amino acids. The record is from RefSeq and is a predicted model, not a curated record. NCBI's taxonomy places the organism in Eukaryota, Metazoa, Placozoa, Uniplacotomia, Trichoplacea, Trichoplacidae.